Messenger RNA from Paecilomyces variotii, 1546 nucleotides. RefSeq lists its product as hypothetical. The transcript has a single exon. NCBI's taxonomy places the organism in Eukaryota, Fungi, Ascomycota, Eurotiomycetes, Eurotiales, Thermoascaceae. The record is from RefSeq and is a predicted model, not a curated record. Bases 101 to 1204 code for a protein of 367 amino acids.
CGUUAGCCGAUAAGGAUACUUGAGAAAAUAAUAAUGAUAGAGAAUUGGCAUCUCCAAUUCAUCUCAUCUUAUCUUAUUUGUUUUUGUGGGAUUUUCUACGAUGUCCAGUCCACAUGUAAAUCCCAAGCUGACCCAGACAAAGCUCUCCGCAUUCUAUCUAUUUCCUGAGUCAAAGAAGAGGCCUGCAUCCACCUCCGCAAAAACAGGCUCUCCAACUGACUCCGAGCAGGAGAGUCGCGACGUGAGCGACCAGCCAUCAGAAACUGCGACAGAGAUAGGUUAUUCAGACGAGUGGCCAGAUUCAGAACCAUCACAGUCUCGUAUCCGUCCCAAAAGAAAACGGCCUCCAGAAGUCGUACGACGGCGCAAGAUGCUGUCACAGAUAGCGCAAGAGACAAGAAAGAUUCUUCCAAAAAUUCUUCAGGCAAUACCUCAUGCGCCACCUAAGGGCUACCUAUAUACCCCUCCAUUGCCACCUGUUCUCGACAAGAAGUUUUGUCCGGGUUUCCUCCCUGCUGAGGUCAAAGUCGUAGAUGCGGAUUCAUUUGACACUGCUAUCAAUCUGGCCAAUUGCAGCCAGUACAUGACAGUACGAGACAGACGGCAUGUGUGUGUACUCAACAUGGCAAAUGCAUACAGUGCCGGAGGAGGCUGGCUCAAUGGGGCUCUCGCCCAAGAAGAGGCGCUCUGCUACCGGAGCAGUCUCAGUUUUACAUUGAAAUUGAGAUAUUAUCCCCUUGAUGAUAACCAAGCAAUAUAUUCUCCGACUGUUGUUAUUAUUCGCAACAGUAUCAACGACGGUCAUAAACUUUUGGAUCUGACGAAGCCUGAUGAGCUUCCGAUCGUGAGCGUCAUCAGCAUAGCUGCGCUAUGUCAACCCGCGUUGGUGACGAGCGGAACAUUGCCUAAAUACAAAAACGCCAAAGAUAGAGAUUUGAUGAAGGAGAAGAUGCGCAUUAUCCUUCGUAUUGCAGCCUUCAACGGGCAUCGGAGGCUGGUCCUGGGUGCCUUUGGUUGCGGGGCCUUUCUCAAUCCGAGGGAUGAAGUCGCAGACUGCUGGGCAGAGGUCUUGAAGGAAAAUGAGUUCCAAGGUGGGUGGUGGGAGAGUAUCGUCUUCGCAGUCAUGGACGAUCUAGGGGCAGGUAAAAACGGCGACGGUAAUUUCGGCGUUUUCUAUCGGAAGUUACACGGGGUCAUGAUCUGAAUUGGACGAUUGCAUGAUCAAACUACUGGUUACAUCCUAAAUUGGAUGCUCAACUCAUGAAGAUAACCAGAUCCUUAUUCCAAGUUACAUAGAAGUUUAUACAUACAGUGCUCCUAACGACGACCUUCUGAUUAUAGAACGCAGCUAUUUAGUAAGACGUGUUGAUCGUCUUCUCCCUGCAGAUUGCUCCUUGGCCUUCUUGGCUGGUUUAUCUUCCACCUCUUCUUUUUUCACGGUCGCUUUACUGCGGCCAUUUGUGGCUCUUUUCUUUGCCGGAGCGCUAUCCUCCACUGCCUCAGAAUCACUCUCUUCCUUCAACGCAGCUGGACGCUUCUUGUCUUC